This is a messenger RNA of Punctularia strigosozonata HHB-11173 SS5, 1250 nucleotides long. RefSeq names its product GTP cyclohydrolase I. The transcript is spliced from 5 exons. Lineage: Eukaryota; Fungi; Basidiomycota; Agaricomycetes; Corticiales; Punctulariaceae. Gene Ontology annotation, molecular function: zinc ion binding; GTP cyclohydrolase I activity; GTP binding. Gene Ontology annotation, biological process: tetrahydrofolate biosynthetic process; tetrahydrobiopterin biosynthetic process. The record is from RefSeq and is a predicted model, not a curated record. Gene Ontology annotation, cellular component: cytoplasm. Bases 311 to 961 code for a protein of 216 amino acids.
CUCACAGGAAGCACACGGAGAGCUGCUGCAACAUGGCCUGCGCCGGCUCCAGCUCGAACAAGAGCGGGAGGAAAAGUCGAAGGCCACAGUGACCGACGCGAGCGACGGCAGGGCGGAUACAAAUCCAUCCAUCCGGGGCGCGAACGGGCAGCCCAUCCACGAUUUGACCGAGCCCGUGGUGGCCCCCUCAGGCUCAGGAGCAGACAGGCUGACGUUGGCCGCGCGCUCCCACAUCCACGAAGGUUACGGCUUCCGCCCGACUUCGGGCGCCUCCACGCCCCUCACCACGGCCUCUCACGACGGGACGGGAAUGGCCAGUCCUCUGCCCGACCCUAACGGUCUGGGUUGGCCAGCGAAGUCGACCGUCAACCGUCUCAACGCUACCCCGGCCGAACGCGCCCUGCGGGAGAAAAAGCUUGCCGGCGCUGUUCGGACGAUACUCGAAUGUAUAGGAGAAGAUCCCGACCGCGAGGGUUUACUUCGGACGCCCGAUCGCUACGCGCAGGCGUUGAUGUGGAUGACCAAAGGGUAUGAAGAACGAUUAGCAGACGUGAUCAACGAUGCUAUAUUCGCUGAGAACCACGACGAGAUGGUGCUCGUCCGCGAAAUCGACAUAUCGAGUUUGUGCGAGCAUCACCUCGUCCCAUUCACGGGCAAAGUCGCCAUCGCGUAUAUACCCAACCAACUUGUUCUGGGCAUCUCCAAGUUGGCCCGCAUAGCCGAGACCUUCAGUCGUCGCCUGCAGGUGCAAGAAAGGCUCACGAAGCAGAUCGCGUUAUGUGUCCAAGAGGCCAUCAAGCCCCGAGGGGUGGCGGUCGUGAUGGAAGCGACGCACAUGUGCAUGACCAUGCGCGGCGUACAAAAACCAGGGGCGAUCACCACAACGUCCUGCAUGCUAGGCUGCUUCCGCACGCAGCAGAAGACACGGGAGGAAUUCCUCACGCUCAUCAAAUCACGAUGAUCGUCCCUGCCUCGGAAGGUACCAUAACACCAGAAGACGUGCGCCCUGCUUUCCCCGCAUUUCACUACAUGAAUCCGCAACGAUUCAACUCGGAGAUCUAAAACUUAUUACCUGUAUCGUUAUGUUCAACACACCGCACUGUACUAUUUCUCACCCCACCACUGCCGCACGUUCUGAUCAAACCCAAUGAUAAGCAGAAGGAUACAAAUGUGUAAUGCAAUACAAAUCGCUAUGCGAUUGCUCGAGACGAGGAUUCAUCGUGGAUGUUCCGAACGGGAGUCAUUAAUUC